Molecule: messenger RNA, 3465 nt
Organism: Dictyostelium discoideum AX4
Lineage: Eukaryota; Evosea; Eumycetozoa; Dictyosteliales; Dictyosteliaceae
Exons: 2
Coding region: 1-3465 (1154 amino acids)
Source: RefSeq, a predicted model, not a curated record
AUGAUAACAAAUCUAUCAACAAAUUCUCAUACAAAACCUCAACAACAACAACAACAACAAAUUUUUAAAUAUUCACCACCAAAACCACAAAUAAAUGAACAACAACCAAUAAAAAGAUUUAAUUUUGUAAAGGGAGCACCUGAAAUUAUACUCUUUUGUGGACCAAGUUCAUGUGGUAAAACAUUUUAUUAUCAAUCAAUUUAUAAAGAUACACAUCAAAGAAUAUCAGCACAAGACUUAUUUCAUCAAAAUAGUGAUAUUAUAACAGAUAAUGAUAAUAGUAAUAACAACAAUAAUAACAAUAACAAUAAUAGUUUAAUAUCAUUUAAAAAAGUUAUAAGUUUAGUAUUGAAAGCAUUAAAAGAAGGUAAAAAUGUUGUUGUUGAUGAUACAAAUCAUUUACCAACAGUAAGAAGUAGUUAUCUUGGUGCAAUUUCAAGUUCACAAAUUGCAAUUUCAUCAAUCAUUUUAUUAAAUUUUGAACCAAGUGGUGGUGAAUUACAAUUAAAGUGGAGUAGUGUUUGGUAUGAUUGUGAAUUUUCAUCUUCUGACUCCUCUUCUACUUUACAAAAAAUACCAAAGAUUGAUUUAGAUACAUUUAAAUUGGAAUUUAAACAACCAUUCAGUCAUGAUGGUUAUACAUAUGUUAAAAAUAUUACAACUCCUCUAACCUAUAAUUCAAGGUAUCAAUUAAUAGAAAAGAAAUUUAAAAAUAUAGCAUUAUUCAUUGACGCAAGAUCAAUAUUUGAAUUUGAAAAAAUAUCACAAUUCAAUCAAAAUUCAGUACUCCCAUCAUAUAGAAUUAAAUUAAAAGAAAAUGAAAAUGAUGAAUUUUAUAUUUCAAUUAAGGAUUGGUUUGAUAAUAGUGGUGGUGAUAAUAAUAAUAAUAAUAAUAAUAAUAAUAAUAAUAAUAAUAAUAAUAAUAAUAAUAAUAAUAAUAAGAAUAAUAGUAAUAAUAAUAAGAACAAUAAUAAUAAUAGUAAAAGAAUUAUAAUAUUAAUUGAUGAAGUUUCAUUAUAUCCACUAAGUUGUUUAGAGAAUGAUAAUGUAUCAAUAUUAAAUCAAUAUAGGGAUACAAUUAAAUUAUUAAUUUCAAAUUUAUCAAAUCAAGUUAAAGCACCAAUUUAUUAUUUUAGUUGUCCUUAUAAUAUACCAGAAUCAGAUUUUUAUAGAUUUCCAAAUGAUUAUGGUUUAAUUGCAUGGGCUCAUUAUCGUCAUAAAAUUUCAUUAUUAUCUUCAAUUUUCAUCAUUGAUGAUUCUGAUAUUAAAACUAUUUCAACCUUACCUUUUAAUAUUUGUUUAGCUUCAAAAUUCUUUCAAAAUAGUAAAAGUUGGAAAUCUGAAAGUAAAAUAAAUAAUAAUUUAAUUGAAAAUUCAUUAAUGAUGCCAUCAUUUUUAGAGAAUAUUAAAUUUAUAGAUUACUGUGGUGGUAAUAAUGAUAGUAAUAAUAGUUUUGAUAUUGAAAAAGGUAUACCAUUAUUUUCAAAAUUUAGACAAAUGUCAUUAUCAAAUUUACAACCACAGAUUUUAUUAUUACCACAAAAAGAACAAGAAUUAUCAGUAACUGAAGAAAGCUUAGAAUUUGGUAAAGUUCAUGGUGUAUUCUUUCCAAUUAAAAAAGAUGAUAUUGAAGAAGAGGGUGACGAUGAUGACUUUGAGUUUGAUAUUGAUUAUGAUAAUAUCGAUUGUAAAGCAUUAGUAGUUGUACAACAAAAAGAUAUUUUUGACGAUGAAUAUCCUGAAGAUAUUGAUACUGAUACUGCAACAACCACCACUAAUACCACCACCAACACAUCAUCAACUGUAAAAGAAAAAAUAAAAAUUAAUUUCGAUGAAAAGGGAUCAAUUGAUUGGGUAACAAAUUUACAAUUGAAAAAUAUGGGAUUUGAUGAUUCAAGUAUUAGAAGAGGUUAUGAUUAUUAUCAAGAAGAAAAUAGAAUAUCACAUUUUGAAAUCAAAGUUAUAGAUUCACCACAAUCAAUUAAUGUUGAAUCAUAUAUUAAUGGUACUGGUACUCAACCUUAUUUUGUUACAAUUAGAUAUCGUAUAAGACAACCUCAAUCACAAUCACAACCUCAACCUCAACAAUCAAAUGCUCUUAUACCUUAUAACAAUAAUAAUAAUAAUAAUAAUAAUAAUAAUAAUAAUAAUAAUAUGGUAUCACCAAUUUUAGGAACCUCAUGUAAUUGUAUAUCUGGUACAAGAACAUAUGGCAAAUGUAAACAUAUUGUUACAUUGGUAAAUCAUUGUAAUCAAUACUAUGCAAUAUCACCUGAUUUUUCGCCACCUUCUUCAAUCUCUUCAAUUUCUUCACCAAACUCUUCACCAAAAAGUGCAAAUGUAUCACCAAAUCAAUCAACCUCAAAUUUAAAUGUAAAUAACAAUAAUGUUAGAACACCAACUCGAAAAUUACCAAGUUGGUGGUCAUCAGAACCUUCACCAGAUAAAUUUAAAACUUCACCUAAUAAGAGAACCUCAACUUUAUAUUUCUCUGAGAAUAAACAACCAAGAAAAAUUAAACAAGAAUUAAUUUUUGCUUCACCAAAUUCAUUCCCUCCAACUACUAAUAAUAAUAAUAAUAAUAAUAAUAAUAAUAAUAAUAAUAAUAAUAAUAUUAAUAAUAAUAAUAAUAAUAAUAAUAAUAAUAAUAAUAAUAAUAAUAAUAAUAAUAAUAAUUAUAAUAAUAAUAAUACUAAUAACAGUGGAAGUAAAAGUAAUAGUAGUAGUACAAAUAACAGUAAUAAUAGUAGUAAAAAUAAUAGCCCAAUUAAAAACAAUAAUUUAUUUAAUCAAUUCCAAAAUAAUCUUCAACCAAUCCAACAACAACCAAUUAUACCAAUUCAACAACCAAUUUUACAAUUCCAACAACCAAUUCAACAGCAACAAUCAAAUCAACAACCAACUAAUCAACCAACUAAUCAACCAACUAAUCAACCAACUAAUCAACCAACUCACCAACAAAAUUUACAAAGACAAUUAUCAGCUCAAUUUGAUAUUUACAUUGAUUUUGAAAAUGAAGAGAGAAAAUUACAACUUGAAAAAAGUAAAAAGGAAACUAACCAAUAUAUUGAAAAUUUAUUCCAACAACAAAAAAUAAAACAACAACAAAAAAAAAUUCAAACCGAUUCGAAUAAUAAUAAUAAUAAUAAUAAUAAUAAUAAUAAUAAUAAUAAUAAUAAUAAUAAUAAUAAUAAUAAUAAUAAAAAUAAUAAUAAUAUAGAGGAUAAUGAUGAUAUUGAAGAUUUCUUUUUACCAAGAACAAAUUCAGAAGAUGAACUAUUAAAAUAUGUUGAAGAUUCAACCUCUUCAUUUUCUUCUUCAUUCUCUUCCUCAAGUAGUGGUAAUAAAUCAAAUUCUUCAAAAAAUAAUAAUAAUAAUAAUAAUAAUAAUAAUCAAAAUCUACCAAGUACUCAACAUAUAAGAAAAGAAUUAAAUUUAAAAAAACAUUUUAAUUCUCAAGAUUAA